Racocetra fulgida is the source of this 408-nucleotide messenger RNA. The record is from the annotation of a GenBank genome assembly. NCBI's taxonomy places the organism in Eukaryota, Fungi, Glomeromycota, Glomeromycetes, Diversisporales, Gigasporaceae.
GGGAUAGAAAUAUCAGCCGUUAGGGAGGUAAAAGUUUUGCGGGAAUUAAGGCAUCCUAAUAUCAUUGAGAUUAGUAUUCAUUUUCGAAUUUUGAUUCGUUUUAAUUUACAUAAAAUUAAGGAUAUGAAACCUAACAAUUUACUUGUUGGUAGAGAUGGACAAUUAAAAAUUGCAGACUUUGGUUUGGCGCGAGAUUUUGCAGAACCACGCGUCAGAAACAUAUGGUAUCGAGCACCAGAAUUAUUUUUUACGCCAGCACAAUAUGGUUAUGCAGUUGAUAUUUGGUCAGUAGGAUGUAUAUUUGCGGAAUUAAUGUUACGAACGCCAUAUCUUCCGGGGGAUACAGAUCUUGGGCAACUUGAAUUGAUAUUUCAAGCGUUAGGAACGCCCACAGAAGAAGAUUGGCCG